UCAAACCGUGGACGCCGCGUAUUUGCUAAAAGUUUAAUUAGCUAUAUUUUACUGAAUUAGUGGCCUCUAAAGUGUAGUGUGCCGGCCAAGAUGCCGAAUAAGUACUUUAUUUACGCCGGCGGGCGUUGGUGCGAAGUGGACAUGCGGCGGGGCCGCGUGGAGGGCUUUCGUCAACGCGCGCGUUUUUGCUACUUACGCGGCGGAAAGUUGGAAGUGGGACGCACUGCGACUAUCUUGCGGGCGCUGCGGGCGCUGGCGGCCGGUGCCGGCGGCGCUGCGCGGGAUUCCGCGCCUCUACUUCACCGGCGACGUCAUAAGCGGCGAGAGAGUGUGCGCGCGCACCGCUGCUGCUCCCAGCAUCGCCAUCAUUCCAGAUCUAGAUGCGAUGUAAACGCCAACGAGUUAGGCGACAAGGCAACCUCUUUAGCUGUCCAAGCCCAAGAGACUUCGCCGCGCAAAAGAAAAAGAUCCGCCAGUGAAGAAUCACACAGCAAAGCGAAGCAGAUUAAGAGUGACGAAGCAACACAAAAAACUAAGUCUCCGCAAAAGAAGGCAGUAGAAGAUAAAGAGGAGUUAAUUGUGAAAAGUCUAUUAGAAGACAGUAAGGAAAAUAAGUCACCGCAAAAGAAAACUGUAAAAGUACGAGCCCCGGAAGAAGAGAAACUAGUACAAAGUCUUCUAGAAAGCAGCUCCUCAGAAGACAUAAAGGAACAGAUACAGACACCUAAGAAGCCGGGACCAAGAUCACGCAAAGAAACACAAAGAAGUCCGCAGAAGUUGCAGAAAGCCAAGACUGUAGUGAGAGGGAAAGAAGAACAGAAGUUAGUGCAGUCGCUGCUGCAGACCAGUUCUGAUGAUGAACAGGUUCCAAACAACCCUUCACCCAAAUCUCAGCGGUCCCUCUCGGACAGCAGUUCCUCGUUGUCAGAGCAGAAAGAGAUGUGCAAGGAGCUAGUAAUCGAUGACCAUGACGUGAGGGUGCUGCGCCGGUUCUUGGCCAGGACUGUAGAAGCUGAGGAGCUCAAGAGAUUUGACAAAGACGAGGAAUACAAAACCCGAGUGUUCUACAAACUUAACCCGCUGGUGUGCCUGAAACGGUGCGGGCCGCUAGAAAAGCUGCUGACACAGCGGCUCACGUUAAAGGAGUUUGCCAGACACCUAGGGCUUAGGAGUGUAGCCGACGUCACCCCGGAGAAAAGGUAUCGUAUGAGGCACAGCACUCGACAGGCGCGCAACACAGCCAGUAUAACCAGCGACAGUGAGAAAGAGAAGGCGAAUCCCGUCCCGAGUGAGAAAGAGAAGCGGAAUCCCGUCCCGCCGAAGAGGAGGCAGCUGUGGAACAGGAACAGAGAGAUGUUCAGCAGCUCCCAAUCACCCUUGUCCAGCGAGUUGAAAGUCAAGCCGCAGAUACACAGACCGGCUAGAAACAGUUCCCGAGACACCACUGACAGCGACACAGAGGCCAAGCAACACAUCCGGAGACACCUCGAGAGAAGGGCCAGUGCCAAGCUCAACCCGGAGAGAAAAAAAACUAAUGAUGUUGACUCUAUAGUUGUAGAGAGUGAUAGUGAUGAAAGUAGUAAAUCUGGUAAUCAAAGGAAAACUAGACGUAAGUCUAAAGGAACAGCGGACGAUGAUGAAUCUAUGCUAGUUAGUGAUGAUAAUAGUAGUAAUGCUGAUGGUAAUGAAAGGAAAACUAGACGCAAGUCUAAAGGAACAAAGGAAGAUAAAAAAUCUGUGCUAGUUAGUGAUGAUAAUAGUAGUAAUGCUGAUGGUAAUGAAAGGAAAACUAGACGCAAGUCUAAAGGAACAAAGGAAGAUAAAAAAUCUGUGCUAGUUAGUGAUGAUAAUAGUAGUAAUGCUGAUGGUAAUGAAAGGAAAACUAGACGCAAGUCUAAAGGAACAAAGGAAGAUAAAAAAUCUGUGCUAGUUAGUGAUGAUAAUAGUAGUAAUGCUGAUGGUAAUGAAAGGAAAACUAGACGCAAGUCUAAAGGAACAAAGGAAGAUAAAAAAUCUGUGCUAGUUAGUGAUGAUAAUAGUAGUAAUGCUGAUGGUAAUGAAAGGAAAACUAGACGCAAGUCUAAAGGAACAAAGGAAGAUAAAAAGUCUGUGCUAGUUAGUGAUAAUAAUAGUAGUAAUGCUGGUGGUAAUCAAAGGAAAACUAGACGCAAGUCUAAAGGAACAAAGGAAGAUAAAAAAUCUGUGCUAGUUAGUGAUGAUAAUAGUAGUAAUGCUGAUGGUAAUGAAAGGAAAACUAGACGCAAGUCUAAAGGAGCAAAGGAAGAUAAAAAAUCUGUGCUAGUUAGUGAUGAUAAUAGUAGUAAUGCUGGUGGUAAUCAAAGGAAAACUAGACGCAAGUCUAAAGGAACAAAGGAAGAUAAAAAAUCUGUGCUAGUUAGUGAUGAUAAUAGUAGUAAUGCUGAUGGUAAUGAAAGGAAAACUAGACGCAAGUCUAAAGGAACAAAGGAAGAUAAAAAAUCUGUGCUAGUUAGUGAUGAUAAUAGUAGUAAUGCUGGUGGUAAUCAAAGGAAAACUAGACGCAAGUCUAAAGGAGCAAAGGAAAAUAACGAAUCUGUGCUGGUUAGUGAUGACAGUGAUAGUGUUGUCGUUCAAAAACAACGAAAAUCUAGAAGCGGAACUAGAGCAAAGAGCAAAACUGCUGAUGAUGAAUCAGUGGUUAUUAGUGAUGAAUCUGAACAGAGUGAUAGCAAAAAAAGUGAUAGUCCUAGUGAAAGCGCUGGACGAUCCACUAGGAGAACGAGAUCUCAAGGUCCGGAAAAGAGAGUGCUAAGAGAACACAACAAGUCUGUAAUUGUUAGUGAUUCAGAUAGUAAUGCGCAACGAAAACGUAGGACUUCUAGAACAAAGUCUAAGGAGACUAAUAAAAGGCAUGGUGAAUCUAUUCCAAUUAGUGAUAGUAAUACAGAUGAAAAUCAGGUGAAAAAUGUCCGAACUAGAUCUAAAGACCCUAACAAAGACUUAAAGGAUAUUAAAGCAAAUGAUAGAAAGGAAAAAAAAGAAAGUGAUAGAAAUACUGAAAAAGACGUAGGUUCAACUGAAACUAAAAAAACAACUAGGUCAUCCAUGAAGAUUACAGAAGAUAACUCUAAAGAGAAUGACAAGACAAAGAGAUCUAAAAAAGAUGAAAAAUCUAGUAUAAUAGAAAACACAGCUAAAAAUAGAAAAGAUAAACCAGGACCAUCAAGAAGAGAACUUAAAGAAAGUCCUAAGAAGCCAGAAACGGAUAACGAUCAAGAUAAGUCAGAAAUAAGCAAUAGUAGCGACGCAUUUGAGACAACUAAGUUUUCACCAAAGAAAAAUAGAGAGAAAAUAAAAUCAGGUAAGCUUUUGGCGAAAAGAAUAUCAGCUAUGAAUAUGCCAAGAAAUCAUAAAGGGAAAUUCGUUAAACAAAAGCCGGAUAAUACUGAUAAUAGAAAUAAAAUUAAUGUAAAGGAUAAAGCUGAAAAAGCGAAUGAUGAUGGAGUUGAAAAAGGGAGUCAAAAAGAUAAAAAUAAAGGAAAUGACAAAAACAGACCGGACAAUGAAACAGAUAAGGAAAAAAAUAAAGUGUUAAAAGUCAAAAUAGAUAGAGACAGGGAUGAAAAGGAGAGAAGUAAAGGUAGUGACGAUAAAAAGACUGAAAAUAAGGGCAAGGAGAAUAAUAGAAAAGCGGCGGCCGUUAGCAGCAUGUUUGUCAAACCUGUUAAAUUUAAGAAGUCUAGCGUGGCGAAUGGGCGUGAAUACACGUCAGCAGAAGACCACGCGAUCGUGGCGUGGAUAUCGCUCGGCAACAGGAUGCGUAUGGUCAACGGCAACGCCAUAUGGCGGGAGCUGCAGAGCGAAUAUACACGUCUCACGUCGCAGACUCGGUCGUGGCAUUCGCUCCGGAACCGGUACCUGCGGUACAUCCUGCCUUCGCUAGGCCAGCUAGCCCUGCCUCCAUCUCAAGUGUCGCGGCUACGCGCCGCCGCCGCCGUCGGUAAGAUAAAGCCACGGCGGAACUCAAUAUUCAAGACCCAGCGCGUGGUCAGCGCGUCCACCGUCGGACGGAUACGGUUUCGGCCCGUGUCCGACUUUGACUCGGAUUCCGAUAAAAAAGCGGCCACGCCGCCGCCCUCGCCCCCUCCCCCCCUCGCCCCUACCCCGCCGCGCCGCCGCCCCGCGCCCUCCCCCCCUAACCCCGCCAGCGCGCCGCGCCUGCGCCCGCGCUCCUCCAACGUAAGCGCAACGCCCACGCCUAAGAAGAGACGGAUUCAUCACUUAUAAGAAGAAUUAAAUAGAUUUAUGUUGUACAUAAUACAGUUUCAUCUUCAUGUUGUACGUAUUGGUAUAUUUAAGUUAUCUAGGCGCCAUUCGUCUAUUACGUAAGACGAUUUAAGGGAGGAGGGGAUCGACUAUGUGUUUUUUUUGGGUGGGUCCUUAUCCCACAUCACAAAAAUGCUCAAAUAUACAGAAUGAUUUUCACAUUUCUGACCAUACUUUGAAGGUUUCGUUCAUAAUAAUGUUAUUGCUUUAAUAUUUUGAGUUACGUUAAGUUACAUAUCAAAAUAUAUCUUUACUGUACAUAUGGUACUACUUUACUGCCCUAAGGCGUUAAGGCUAAAACAAGUAUAUAUCAAGAAAUCAAAGUGCCAUAUGUACUGUAAAACGUUGUACAAUACACGUGCGAAAAGGUAGUCACCGCUCGGUUACAAAUUUUCUACUUGUGUCGUAACAACGCUCGUACGUAAGUGCCAACAAAAACGAAAGUCUAAAAAAUAAAAUUUAGUUGUUACUUGUAAUAUUGUAAUUGUAUAUACAUACUGUAAGCGCCACUUGCACUAUCCCACUAACCCGGGGUUAACCGGUUAAAUCGUACUGGUGCAAGUGGCGCUAAUAAAUAGAAUACUGUAAAAAAUCGUGUGUUCAAUGCUCAUGUCACGCUCCUGGUGCGUUCGAGGUGGGGUACGACGUUAAAGAUAUGUUUACACUUUGUAAUAAGGCGAAACGUGUAAACAUAUCUUUGACGUCGACUGUACCUACUGAAAAGACUCGUAGUGAAGUUUUUGGUAAAAGUGAUUUUAGGUAUGACGUGAAAUCGUCGAAUUACUAGUACAUCAUAUUUGGGGUUACUUAUUUUUUUUAAAUAGGCUUAAGCACAUUUUGUCAGACUGAUACAAUUUUACAUAGUUGUAAUUUUAUAACUUGACUUCACAUCAAGAAACAUUGCAAUUAAGACCUAUGACCAAUAAGUUAAGGUCUAAUUUUUCGUUUGAGUUUUUACUUUUUUUUGUAUAUUCAAUAAUUACUAGUAUUUUAUUUUAAGCUGUUUUCAAAAAGUGAUCUAUCGGUAUUUUGUCUCGUCUCUCAGUUUAUUGUAACGGUUCAUAGAUAACGUUAUAUAUAUAUAGAUAACCAGUUACUAACAGAGAAUGUCUGAAUUUUCUUAUUGGUAAAUAAAUAAAAAAGAACAAAGAACACCAUGAGAGAACGUUCAGAAACUUUGAUUUAACUUGUAAAUAUUUAUGUAAACAUACAUUCAACGUCAAAUCAUAGAUAUUUUAUUAUGUUUAUGAUUUACUAUUGUAUUAUUGUUAAAGCAAGAUGUACAGGCUUCAUUUAUUUUAAACGUCUAAGAUACUCUGUAUCUUUAGGUAUUUAAAUAAAAGUAAACAAAAUCUACCCUCAAAUGGCUCCUUCAGGCCCGUUGAUGAAAACAUUACACGAUCAAAUAAUGUAGGUUAAAGUCAGGUCGUUCGGCGACAGAUCCAGUUAGUAUUUGGUUGGUUAACCAAUAAAUGUUAACUACCCGAAAAUGUACAAAUUGUUUGUCUUUUAUUUAAAUACCUAAAGUUACAGACUAUAGACACAUAGAUUAUCAAAGUAAUCCAGUCAGUUCAAGUGUGAAGUGUGGCAGCGCCACAAACUUCAUAAUCAUAAUACUUACUGCCUAUUUUCAAUUGAGUUAGGUACUUUACGUGUUUCGAAAUAGUAUACCUAUUACCUGGGGUAGUAAGGUAAGAAAUGUCUCAAAUCACAUGUAACUGUUGGCCGAGGCGAAGCCGUGGUCGACAUACAUGACGUGACCUGAGGCUUUCUUCUUUACUGGCCGAGUUGCGUAUGCUAUUUUAUUGUUCGACGAAGCGGGAAAGCGGCAACUUCGUUUAGCGCAGCGGGCCGAAAGUUGACGCUUUCCGGCCGGAGAGCAGAUUUUCUUUUUUUUUUCUCGUCAGUUGUGAAAGAGACGAACAUUGAAAUUAAUUAUGCAGGAGGCAUGCGGUGUAUUAGACUGUUAUAAAGUGUAAUAAAUCUUAAUUAAGUUGUUAAACUUUUUGUACUAUUAAACAGGAAAAUCUA
This is a messenger RNA of Cydia splendana, 6336 nucleotides long. Its product is annotated as dentin sialophosphoprotein-like. NCBI's taxonomy places the organism in Eukaryota, Metazoa, Arthropoda, Insecta, Lepidoptera, Tortricidae. The transcript is spliced from 12 exons. The coding region runs from base 91 to 4266 and encodes 1391 amino acids. The record is from RefSeq and is a predicted model, not a curated record.